AUGCCUAAUAAGGCAGAGAUGAAGGCAUUUCAAAUGAAUAAACAAAGAGGAGAAAAGAAAUUAUUAACAAUAAUGACAGAUUAUAAGUAGAGACACAACAAAAUUACGGAAAAAUAGGGGAAAACAGUACACUACAGACUAGAUACUAACUAGGCAAGGAAGAUACCGAAUAACAAAUAUUUGAUCAAAUGUGUAAAUAACAUGGAAAUUUCUUCAAUAGAAAGCAUAUCUCGAUACAUUUAAAAGAGAACUAUAAAAAAGGAGAAGAGUGGAAAAAAAUGUGCAGCGAAUAUGACAAAUGAGAUGAAAUACAUUUCUAAUAAAAUUAGAAAAGUUAUAGAGAAAAUGGGGAAGUUCCUUUAAAAAAGUAAAAAAAAGGGGUAUUAUAUAAACAUUAAAUAUUAAUUCCAAAAACAAAAUAUUCAAGUUUACAAAUUAAUUUAUCUAAAUCCUUUUUCAAAUAAGAUAUUACCCUAAGCGAUCUUUAAAGAGAAAGAGGAGUUGUUCUAAAACAACUUGACCUUCUGA
Paramecium sonneborni is the source of this 528-nucleotide messenger RNA. Lineage: Eukaryota; Ciliophora; Oligohymenophorea; Peniculida; Parameciidae. The record is from the annotation of a GenBank genome assembly.